Molecule: messenger RNA, 2580 nt
Organism: Porites evermanni
Lineage: Eukaryota; Metazoa; Cnidaria; Anthozoa; Scleractinia; Poritidae
Source: the annotation of a GenBank genome assembly
GGUAUUGGCAAAACCGUUUUCACACAGAAAGCUUCGUUCGACUGGUCUCAACACAGGUCUCCGGAAAGGUUAGGAGCGUUUGAUCUUUUCCUUCUGGUAAGAUUACGGGACGUUUGUGAUCUCCAAGAUGUUCCGUCCAUUUUGGCGGCUUCCAGAACGCUGGCUAGUGAUGGCACAGUUACCGUGGUCAACCUGUAUAACUACGUUCGCCGCCAUCAAGAAAAAGUCUUGCUUAUCUUGGACGGCUACGAUGAGUAUGUUUACACUGCUGGAAAGCAAUCGCCUGUCCUUGAAAUCUGGAAUAAAAGUCAGUUACGAGAUUGUUGUGUUGUAAUAACUUCAAGGGAAAUGAAUGCAGAGACGUUGACAAGUUCUAGUGAUGCUGUUUUCAAGAUAGACGGCUUCACCGAUCAGCACCAAGAAGAUUUCACUCGUAGAUUUUUAGAAGAUGGUGAAGAUGUUAAAAAGUUUUUCGGAUANGGAGCGUUUGAUCUUUUCCUUCUGGUAAGAUUACGGGACGUUUGUGAUCUCCAAGAUGUUCCGUCCAUUUUGGCGGCUUCCAGAACGCUGGCUAGUGAUGGCACAGUUACCGUGGUCAACCUGUAUAACUACGUUCGCCGCCAUCAAGAAAAAGUCUUGCUUAUCUUGGACGGCUACGAUGAGUAUGUUUACACUGCUGGAAAGCAAUCGCCUGUCCUUGAAAUCUGGAAUAAAAGUCAGUUACGAGAUUGUUGUGUUGUAAUAACUUCAAGGGAAAUGAAAGCAGAGACGUUGACAAGUUCUAGUGAUGCUGUUUUCAAGAUAGACGGCUUCACCGAUCAGCACCAAGAAGAUUUCACUCGUAGAUUUUUAGAAGAUGGUGAAGAUGUUAAAAAGUUUUUCGGAUACCUGGAGGAGCACAACCUAAGGAAACUAGCACAAAUUCCUCUUCUUCUUCUAAUUAUGUGUCUACUCUGGAAGGGGAAAGAUCGCAACGCACUGCCAAAGAAACGCGCGGAAAUCUUUACUCAGUUCGUGAAGACUUUGUUUCAUCACAUGCGUGAAAAACAGUCUGCUGAGUCGCUGUUCGUUGAAGAAGAUUACUCAGAUGAAUUAUAUGCAUUAGGGCGCUUGGCCUUUGAAGCUCUCAUGAACGAUAGUCUGCACUUCCCAAGAAGUGAAUUACCUAACUACGAUCUGAUCGAGAGGUUGAUUGAAGUCGGCCUUUUUCAAGUUUUAAAUAUGUCAAGUUUAAAUCCUGAAAAAGGUGUGUAUUUCAUUCAUAAAUCCCUGCAAGAAUACCUCGCGGCAAGUUUCCUGAAAGAAGAGCUGAUAUUAUCUAAGAAGAAUGAAAUUACAAAUUCCCUGUCAAAGUUGGACUCGGUUGAAAAGAUCCUCAAAAGGAGUGAAGUGUUAAAAUUUGCUGGUGAGCUGUCAGAAGAAGCUGCGCGCGAGAUUGUGAUUCACCUGAUGAAAAUGGCGGCCAACGAAGAAGGACUGACGGAGUACACCUUCGAUAGCGAAACACCGUCACAGUGGGAUUUGUCACAAAAUCAAAGAAAUUUCUUAACACUCUGUACACAGUUGUUUUUCUACUGUUCAGCUGAGACAAAAGAAAAUCUCUUUCCUACAUUUCUUUCCUCUUUCAGAGGAGUUAUUUUAAUUAAAGCAGACCAGUUAAAUGAUCUUGUGAAAGAAAAGUUAGUUAAAACUACUGUAAACGUAAAUUACGUGUUUUUCACUGAUGACAAAGAGUAUACAGAGCAAGACUAUAGAAACGUAAUAAUUUUAUCUGAACAAUUAAAGGCUUUCAUUGUAAGUUGUUCAGGAGAAAAGAAAGCAUCAGAAUUUUUAAGCAAGUUUUCAUGGCGUCGAGUUGAUGAAUUUUUCUUAAAGAAAGAAGAAAACAACACUCACCUGUAUUUUAUGAAAAUUAUAAAAGCUGAACAUAAAGACAUUCCUUUUCUUCCAUGUAAAAUGAUUAAGGCGCUAACAAGUAAACAAGAGACAACAAAGAAGACAAACAUGAAUGGUGCUGAGUCAAGUGAAGAGAGCAGCAGCAGCUGUUGUUCAAAGCGUCAUGGUCUCUCCAGGGCUCGGGGGAUUGUAGCUUAUGAUGUGAACAGGUCAGAUGUGGAACUGCUGAUUGAGAUGAUGCCGUUUAUCACCGUUCCACACAGGAUACUGGUUUGGGGUAAAGACGGUGAAGUGUUCGAUGCUGAGUUAACAGCGUGUCUGAUGAAGAGCAUCCAAUUAACACACAAACUGCAGGACUUAACACUCAGUCGUAUCAAUGUAACAUCGUCACCUGCUGUGGAGUUCAUCAACAAUUUAUUCAAACAAGAUCUUCCAAACUUGGUGGAGCUCGACAUGUCAUGGAAUCCUCUUACAGGUGCAGGAGUAGACAGCUUGAUUCAACAUCUCAGCUGCGCUCCUCACCUGGAGAAACUGUGGCUUUAUGAUGUGAAGAUGACUCCACAGCAGGUGAUGGAUCUGUCAUCAGCCAUCAAGCAGCACGGCAACAUCAUUAUGCUGUGGUCAUACUACCACGUAAGUUUUCCAAUUUUAUCGCAAUUUGUUUCUUUAUUCUUUGUCUACAGU